GUCCAUUCAAGCAGAAAGGCGCAGAAAGGCACAGAUAACAUUGUCGCUGUCAUGGAUACUGGCGGGAUUUAGUGUGACUAAUCAUCCUGUUUGUUUUAGAUAUCGUCAGAGCAACUUAAUAUUACGACUUUUCAAUUUGUUCGUAUCAUAGUCAGGUCUCACAGCUUUGAUUUUACAAUGACGAAGAAGCAUUUGAGCUCAUUGCUCGCGUUUGUCGCUGUUUUUGAACUUAUUCUUUGUACUUUGGCUGACGAUGGGGGCCAAAAAGGAUUGCUUCUUCACAACGUGUAUCGCAAAAAGCAUAACGUUUCGCCCUUGGUAUGGAACGAGGAAAUUGCUGCAAAAGCCGUAAAGAUGGCGACUGAAAUGGCUACUAAAGGAACUCUUGACGUUGCUCUCGUUAAAUCUGUCACUCAAUAUGGAGAGAACGUUGCCCGCAUUUCAGAUCCUAAUUCUGCAAGCUGCGACAAUGCAUUUGAAGAAGCGGUGAAACUUUGGUAUAAUCAAGGCAAGACUUACAGCUUCUCUGCUCCCAGCCUCAAUUCUGAUACAGACACCUUUACGCAGGUUGUUUGGAAAGACGUCUUGGAACUUGGCAUGGGAUGUUUUAAGAACCCGAACAAGAACGAGUUCUACGUUGUGGCGUUGUACAACCCGCCCGGAAACAUUCCCAGUAGGCUUCGCGCAAACGUGUUGGAUCCAUCAGGCAAACAUGCGAAUGACGUAUACGCUAGCAUCGCCAAGCGAUUCCAAACCUUACAUCAGAAAAAAAGAAAUUGAAGUCUUUGUUCGCGGAGGCAUUGUUGUGAUGAGUAUUUUCAUUUCACUCUUUGCUUGAAAAAGCUAAGGCAAAAAGUUCAGCUGUCAUUGAGUAUUUAAUAUUAAUACUACAGUCUAAAGUUUUCAUUUCGCUAUUGCAAGAUAACAAAAACAAUGCUUUUAUUCUUUACAUUUAUUUUCUUUCAUCAUUAAAUCGUUUACCAUGCA
Molecule: messenger RNA, 987 nt
Organism: Xenia sp. Carnegie-2017
Lineage: Eukaryota; Metazoa; Cnidaria; Anthozoa; Malacalcyonacea; Xeniidae
Product: Golgi-associated plant pathogenesis-related protein 1-like
Exons: 5
Coding region: 178-780 (200 amino acids)
Source: RefSeq, a predicted model, not a curated record